AUGGCAUUCAAACGCGAUUACUGUAGCCUUAGCGAAGAGUUCGGAGAUUUUGAAAUUGAGGUUGCUGAAAUCUUGUUAGAUUUCCCUCGUUUAAUUCCUCUAUCUAAUUAUGGUUCUGGCCUUCCAUUCACAUGGGGUGGUAAAAGGAGGAGAUCUGCGGAGGCCAAUUUGGGUCCAAGACGCGCCGUUCAUUCACUGCCAACAUCAUUAUCACCAUCCCCAUCACCGAUAUUAUAUGGUCCUGUGGGUCCUGCUAUUACUACUUCUCCUGCUACUGCUGCUGCUUCGGAACCAGAGCGACCCAUCACCGUGAAAGCUGAACCGGCGACUAGCCCUGCAACACCGCUUUCUUUCCCUCCUAGUGAGUCUGAUGAGAGGCCUAAGCGCUUGAAGAGGAGAGUCUCUACUAAGAAGAGGAAAGAGAAUUUGCUGAAGAUUAUAAGCCAAAUUACCGAGAGCAAUGAAUUGUUAAGAGGGGAGAUUCAAAAAGUGACUCAAUAUUAUGAACAGUUGAAAGCUACAAAUUCGUUGUGGAAAGCAAGAAAACAAGAGCUAAGCAUGGGUGUUAUUAAAAGAGAAGAUCAGUUGAAUCUUCGACAGAUGGAUUUAGGCCAAGCAACUGUCCAAUGCCCUCCGGCUGUUGUUGACCAAGCUCAUGUUCCUCUACUCAUGCCUGGCAUCACAGUUUAUCAGCAGCAGCAGCAACCCUUUAUCAUGGAUAGGAAUGCCAAAAGUCAAGAAAUGGCCAGUAAUUAUGCAACCCCAUAUGGCCAGAGAGUGUCCUUGUUCCAAUCUGCGACUACUAGUACCAGUGAUAAUAUGGCCCCCCCUCGCAUCCCUGAUCUCACUCUGACUAUUGGGGCGCCUGUUUGGAUGGACUCUAAACAACUGAUUGUUGAUGACAAGACUGCUGUUGUUAAAAGGGCCGUGGCUGAUAAUAAGGCAAUCACUGUCAAGAGCCUUAAUAAUGGCAUAGUUGAUAAUAAGGUAAUCACGGUCAAGAGUGUUAACAAGGCCAUUGCUGCUCAAGCAAGACGAAGAAGGAUGCUCAUUUGCAAGAACAAGGGCUCUAAUUCCUCUAGUAAAUUACGAUUCUCAUUGAGAUGA
Messenger RNA from Dovyalis caffra, 1107 nucleotides. The record is from the annotation of a GenBank genome assembly. Lineage: Eukaryota; Viridiplantae; Streptophyta; Magnoliopsida; Malpighiales; Salicaceae.